This is a messenger RNA of Apis laboriosa (Himalayan honeybee), 992 nucleotides long. Its product is annotated as pseudouridine-5'-phosphatase-like. The record is from RefSeq and is a predicted model, not a curated record. Gene Ontology annotation, molecular function: phosphatase activity. The coding region runs from base 265 to 900 and encodes 211 amino acids. The transcript has 5 exons. Lineage: Eukaryota; Metazoa; Arthropoda; Insecta; Hymenoptera; Apidae.
ACUAUAAUAAUUUAAUUAUAUAAAAGUUAUAAAAUUAAUUAUAUAAAGUUAUUAAAAGAUUGAAAUUUUAACAUAUUCAAAAAUGUCGCAAAAUCAAUAUAAAAAUGUUACACAUUGUAUUUUUGAUAUGGAUGGGUUAUUGCUUAAAAUGAAUAAAAUCUCAAUGGCAAUUAUUAAGAAAUAUGAAGAAUAUAGAUUAAAGUACAUCAUGCAUCUUUAUGGACAGAUACUACUGUCAAUGAAAAGGUUAAAAUAACACUCAUCAUGCAUACAGAACUACUUUACACUGAAGCCUUUAAUCGUAUUAUAAGUUUCUAUGGAAAAGAAUUUACAUGGGAACAUAAAGCAAAAAUUAUGGGUUUUAAAUCUAAGGAAGUUGGACAAGCUUUGAUUGAAAUGUUUUCUUUACCAAUAACAGUAGAAGAAUUUGAAAAUAAGAUAACUAAAAUAUAUCAGGAAUUAUUCCCCUCUGCAAAUCUUAUGCCAGGUGCUGAACAAUUGUUGCAACAUCUAAAAGAAAAUAAUAUUCCAAUAGCAUUAGCUACAAGUUCAAAUAAAGAAAAUUUUGAAUUAAAAACUCAAAGAUGGAAAAAUAUAUUUGAUUUGUUUAAUCAUAAAGUUCUUGGUGGUUCUGAUCCUGAUGUUAUUAAUGGUAAACCAGCACCUGAUAUUUUUUUAAUUGCUGCAAAACGUUUUAUUGACAAUCCUGAUCCGUCAAAGUGUCUUGUGUUUGAGGAUGCUCCAAAUGGUGUAAAAGCUGCAUUUAAUGCUGGGAUGCAAGUUGUUAUGGUUCCGGAUCCAAUGUUACCAAAUCAUUAUAUUGAAAAUCCAACAAUAAUACUAAAUAGUCUUGAAGAAUUUCAACCUGAACUAUUUGGUUUACCACCAUAUAAUAGAUAAUUUGUGUGGAAUAUAUUUCUAAGAGAUAGUAAUAAUACUUAAUGUGUCAUUAAACUAAUUUUCUUAUUAAUAAAUUAAUUAAUAAAUUUUAA